UGCAGGGGGAUCACAGCGCAAUCUCUCUCUCUCCUCACAGGGACAGACAUGGCUGACGGAGUUCAUGAGGAGAGAUACGGGUAAUUUUGUAUAUUUCAGCGCUUAGAGACUUGAGAGGUAUGUGCUUCUGAUGGAUAUGAAGGCGACGGUGACCUUCGGCGUAAUUUGCAGGUUAAAUUGUCCUGCAGUGGCGAGGCUCUGAUGCUGGCGGCACCAUCACUGUGAAAUAAACUACAAACUCAUUAGGAGAAGCCAGCAGAUACACCAAAGCCAUCAAAAUGUCUAAAAGCAAGAGCUCUGAAUCUGUUAAGGUAGUGGUGCGUUGCCGUCCCAUGAAUGAGAAAGAGCGAGCCGCCAACUUCCAGAGGGUGGUCUCAGUGGAUGUGAAGUUUGGGCAAGUGGCCGUGCGCAACCCUCGCAGUGCGUCCUCCCAUGAGCACCCAAAAGUGUUCACCUUCGAUUCCGUCUAUGACUGGAGUUCAAAGCAGAUGGAGCUCUACGAUGAGACUUUCCGGCCAUUGGUGGACUCUGUACUUUUUGGCUUCAAUGGGACCAUCUUUGCAUACGGCCAGACGGGCACUGGAAAGACUUUCACGAUGGAAGGGGUACGAAAUGACCCCGACAGGAGGGGUGUCAUUCCGAACUCCUUUGAACACAUUUUCACACACAUCUCCCGCUCUCAGAACCAGCAGUACUUGGUCAGGGCUUCAUACUUGGAGAUUUAUCAAGAAGAGAUCAGGGACCUUUUAUCGAAGGACCAGUCGCGCCGUCUGGAGCUCAAAGAGAGGCCAGAUACGGGUGUCUAUGUUAAAGACCUCUCUUCAUUCGUCACUAAAAGUGUUCGUGAGAUUGAGCAUGUGAUGAACGUGGGGAACCAGAACCGCUCGGUUGGUGCAACUAACAUGAACGAGCACAGCUCUCGCUCUCACGCGAUCUUCGUCAUCACCAUUGAGUGCAGUGAGUUGGGUCCUGAUGGAGAGAACCACAUUCGGGUUGGGAAACUCAACCUUGUUGACCUGGCAGGAAGUGAAAGACAGACCAAAACUGGUGCUCAGGGCGAGCGCUUGAAAGAAGCCACCAAAAUCAAUCUCUCUUUGUCAGCUUUGGGCAACGUCAUCUCAGCGCUGGUGGACGGGAGAAGCACCCACAUCCCGUACCGUGACUCUAAACUUACAAGACUGCUUCAGGAUUCCUUGGGCGGAAAUGCCCGUACGGUUAUGGUGGCCAACAUUGGACCUGCUUCCUACAAUUUGGAGGAGACUCUGACCACGCUACGCUAUGCAAAUCGCGCUAAAAACAUCAAGAACAAACCCCGUGUCAAUGAAGACCCCAAGGAUGCCCUGCUUCGGGAGUUUCAGGAGGAGAUUGCCCGCUUGAAAGAACAGUUGGAGAAAAGGUCUGGCAGGAAGAGGAGCAAAAGGAGGAGGAGGAGGGUUGGAGAAGGAGGAGAGGAGCUAGAAGAUGAGGAGGAGGAGGAUGAUGAUGAUGAGGAGGAGGAUGACGACGAAGAGGAAGGAAUGGAUGCAGAUAAGAACAUUGUGGAUUAUUGGCAUGAACAACAGGAGAAGCUGGAGAAGGAGAGGAAGGCCAUCAUGGAGGACCACAGCCUGGUGGCGGAGGAGAAACAGAGGCUGCUGAAAGAGAAGGAGAAGAAGAUGGACGAUCUUCGCAAAGAGAAGGAGGCUUCAGAGAUGCUGGCGGCCAAAGUUAAGGCCAUGGAGAGCAAGCUGCUGGUGGGAGGGAAGAACAUUGUCGACCACACCAAUGAGCAGCAGAGGAUUCUGGAGAUGAAGAGACAGGAGAUAGCCGAACAGAAAAGGCGGGAAAGGGAGAUGCAGCAGGUGAUGGAGUGUCGUGACGAAGAGACACUGGAGCUGAAAGAGACGUACAGCUCACUGCAGCAGGAAGUUGACAUUAAGACCAAGAAACUGAAAAAGCUUUUUUCCAAGCUGCAGUCUGUGAAGGCGGAGAUUCAGGACGCCCAGGAUGAGCAUGUCAAAUACAGGCAGGAGCUGGAGCAGACGCAGAAUGAGCUGACCAGAGAACUCAAACUCAAACAUUUGAUCAUCGAGAACUUCAUCCCACUGGAGGAGAAGAACAAGAUUGUGACAAGAGCCACUUUUGAUGAAGAAGAUGACCUUUGGAAAAUGACCCCCAUCACCCGUAUUCAAAGUGAUCAGCAGAUGAUGAAAAGGCCUGUUUCUGCAGUGGGCUACAGACGGCCUCUGAGUCAGCAUGCCCGUAUGGCCAUGUUGAUGCGGCCUGAUGUCAGAUACAAGGCUGAGAAUAUCUUGCUGCUGGAGUUGGACCUGCCCACACGGACCACAAAAGACUACGAGGGCCCGGUGAUCGCGCCUAAAGUGGCUGCGGCUCUGGAGGACGCUCUGAGGGAAGAGGACGAGAUCCAGGUGGACGCCUCUGGUCUUCGUGCCAGCCUGGGCUCCAGUCCAGGCCUCAGUGCCUCAGCUGCUGGCUUUUCCAAGAAACCAAAGUCAGGCCGCCCAAAAACUGGCAAGAAGGUGAGCACUCCAACUUCAGCUCACAGCCCUUUGUCUGGUUCAGGGUCCCCUCUUUACCCACAAUCCCGAGGCCUUGUGCCAAAGUGACACCGGCCCUCUGUGAAAACCUUCACUGCUCCAUAUAAACUGACUGGUUUUGGCAUUAAAGUUGUCCGUUUUUAAACAAAAAAGGUGGAACAUCUUGUGUUAUUUAAACCCACCAAUCAGCCCACAAACUACCUUGUUUUUAGAUGUCGCUUCAACAUCCCGUUCAUAGCACAACAAAAGUUACGUUUGGCAAUCUUUAAAGUCUUAAAGCUCACAGUAAGAUAAAGUUCCACAGAUUUAGUUUGCACUCAAGUAAAAUGUUACAUGUUUUGUGUGUGUGUGUGUGUGAGGUCAUUGAGACAGCAGAUGGUCUCGGGAAUUGACCAUAAGUGUUAGUUACGUCAUUGUGGGGAUGUUUUUGUGUGUGUCCAGUUAUAGGAUUAACAAAUUUCUCAAAUAAAGUAGCUGGAGAUGAGAUUUAUGCUGGUUUGGGCCACAAAAGCACUGUAUUGUUGUUUGACGAGAGAGUAAGCACAUUACGUCAUUGGCUAAGACCCAAAACAACCUCUAAGCCUUUCUCGAAGACUCUUCGAGGCGCUUGGGCUGGGGGAAGGGCCCAGAAACACACUCCUGACCAGGUUGUCGUCGCAGUCAGCACUGUAUCCAGUAAGGAAAGGUGUUAGGGGGUUUAAAGGUCAUCACAUACUAAUAAUAUCAGGGUUCCAAGGUGCCUUAGAUUCUCUUUAAGUACAGAGGUUUGGUCUGAGAGUCCCUUGACCUGAUAGCUGGACAGUAGAACCUGUAAUCCACACCAAAACCCCUGUGGAUGGUUCCUGAAUGCUUCGAAUUACGCUCUAAGUCUGUUGUGUUGAGCAGGCUUAUAUUUAAUAUUCAUGGGGAUCUGUAAACAAGAGUUUGACUUGACUAAGUCUUAUUUCUGUCUGUGGAACUGUCAAACCUUGAACUAGUGAAGGUAAUACCAUUGCCUGCUGCUACUGUAGGGUUCUUUUACCUCUUGUGUUACGGUUUAUGUAUAUUGCGACAUGUUAGUAAAUAAAUCUGCAUUAUCAUUGCAGUUGUAUUAAAAUCAAAAAUAAUAAAUGCAUUCUUAGAGUAACAUUUUAAAAGGCUAAGUUAUUACCAUACUAGUCGGGUUUAUAUUCAAGCAAUUGUAGAUCGUUUUUAAGUCGGAUUUUCUUUGCUUAGAUUUAUAUGGUUUAUUUUUGAAUAUGUAUUAUUUAAAGUUGUGUACAAAUUUAUUUUUGCAUAUGAGAUUUAAGUAUCAUUUUCAUGUCAUUCACUGCAUUCUUCUGUGUUAAGCGGAUUACGUCAUCCUAUAGUAAACCUACAGCUUUUGGAUUGUCAGAAUGUGUACCGCAAAUCCUGAUGCUGGUCAUUGAAAUGAGUGUGAAUUUAUUAAUUUAACUAUGCAUUAUCUAAUCGAUAUUCAUGCUGCCACUCCUGUGUUAUUGGAUAAGUCAUUAGUUGCUGUUACGUUAUUUUUUGAGGUUUUAGCAUGAUAUAAGAACAUCUAAAGCAUUAUAGGCGAAAUGAAACCGUAAACGGUCUGUAGUCUAAUACUCCAAUUUCACCCUUCUUCCAUGUGAUGCAUGAGUUCAGUGCUAAUAACCACACUGAGAAAAUAAUUUGUUCACACAGAUUUUUUUUUUUUUUACAAAAAUUUUUUUGAAUUUGUAUUUGAGUUUAGAAUGCAAAUGUCCUCAUUGUCUUAACCAUCAUUUAAUUAAAGGAUGAUUAUCUAUUUGAGGGUGUAAGAGCUGUUUUUUCCCCACCCAUUUAUUCUGCUUGCAUUUUUAUUCCACCCAAAUCACAAUAUGACUUUAAUAAGUAAUAAAAAUAACCAGACUUUUUAAUGCUUCACCUGAACUUCGUCCUCGUCCAGGUUGUGGUAGCACAAUUAUAUUUUUUUGUGAGCAUUUU
Sinocyclocheilus rhinocerous is the source of this 4487-nucleotide messenger RNA. RefSeq names its product kinesin family member 3B (gene kif3b). The coding region runs from base 279 to 2606 and encodes 775 amino acids. The transcript is spliced from 9 exons. Lineage: Eukaryota; Metazoa; Chordata; Actinopteri; Cypriniformes; Cyprinidae. Gene Ontology annotation, molecular function: microtubule binding; microtubule motor activity; ATP binding. Gene Ontology annotation, biological process: microtubule-based movement. The record is from RefSeq and is a predicted model, not a curated record.